GCUCGGCGCUCGCCCUGAUAACGCGAUGCUUUGGCGGCCUGCGCGCGCGCAAAGCUUUAAGCUCCCGCGUGUGGACCAGUGACGGUGAACUAAGUGCUUUUUUUUGCCAAUAGGAAACGAUUGUGUGUGUGUGUGAUUUGAGUCGAGGAUUUUUCUUGAACUGUGUGGGUGAUAAGCCAGUUUUCUUCAGGUUUUUCUUCGGUUAUUGCAGUGAGGAAAAACCGCCGCCAAGCUGUCUACCGCAAAUGAGAUUAUACCCAGUUACCACGUCCAAGCGCUAAUAGGUCGGGUGCGCACGAGCCCGAUGAGCGCGUGCGCGGCGGCUGCCAUGCGCGAAAAGCACGCGGCGCCGCGCCGCCUCGCCUCCCCCCCGCCCUCGCCGCUCGAUCACCACUCCAGCCCCCUUGGCUCCCCUCGAGCUGACGAACCGCUAGAUCUCAGAGUCACGCACAAACGCCCGCAACGACUGGAAGAUGAAAACUGCAAUCUCAUCAUACCAUCACCGCCCCCGCAUCCGACGCAUCCAGCCCACCCGGCUCACCCGGCCCUGCUGCAGUUCUGUCGCAGACUUCCCUUAGCUUUACCGGCCUCUUUCGGCCGAUACCCCUUCCUCCCCGCGGCGGCAGCGACGCUCCUCGCCCCCGGCGCACCCCGGGCGCCACCUUUACCCCCGAACCCUGGCGCCCCACGAGCGAGAGACCGGUAUACCUGCUCGUACUGCGGUAAAGCGUUCCCUCGCAGCGCGAAUCUGACGCGACACUUACGGACUCAUACUGGUGAACAACCAUACCGAUGCAAGUAUUGCGAGAGAUCAUUCUCGAUAUCAUCGAAUUUACAGCGACAUGUGCGAAAUAUACAUAAUAAGGAGCGGCCGUUUCGGUGUCGUCACUGCGACCGCUGUUUCGGUCAGCAGACGAAUCUCGACCGGCAUUUGAAGAAACAUGAGGCAGAAAAUGGAGACGACGGUCGUCGGAGGUCUCCUGAUGAGACGUACUUCGAGGAGAUCAGGUCGUUCAUGGGCCGCGUGGCGCCGGCUCGCCGCACCGCGGCUGCCACCACCGCCGACCACACCUGAUAGUGGGAAUCAUUCAAAGUUACAAUAAUCUGGUCCAGCAUCCAAAUGACUUUUGUGUAAUUUACUUGGGGACUUGAUAUCAUUCUGUGGAUAGUAAAAUCAUACAUAUCCAUCCAAUUGUACUAUGUACAUUCCUAUGUAUUAAGUGAAUUAAACGUGUAUAUAGUUAUACUAAAACCAAACAAGGUUGCGUUCUUGCGCUGAGCGAUGAAUCAAAACAAUAGUAUUUAGAAAAACAUAUACACACUAUGAUUUUAUCAAGAUAUGGUAUUUAUGUAUCUCGAUAGAUCAUGAGCGCGUUUUGUUUAGAUAUAGAUAUAUGUCACUUGGAGAAAAAUGUGGUAUUUGUUUUAUCAUCAGUCAAAUUGUAUACGCAAAAUUAUUAUAUGUAACAAAUGUAUAAUUGAAACAACGUGAUAACGUAUCUCAUGUAAAUACAGCCUUUGUUCAAACGAAACUAGAUUAAGUGUAGUUAGAAUGAAUACCGAAUUUCCACUACCGAUAGAAGUAUGCUAUUAGAAAUUAAAAACGUAUUCCUUGUCGCUGAGACAUAAAAUAAGUAAUUUUAGUGUUCCAAGAGUGUUCGAUGUAAUAGAAUUACAAUCUAAUGAUAGUUAAAUAGAAAUUGUGCCAAUUUCGAUGGAAAUAGAAUAUAGUAUAAAUCAAAAUUUAAUUUGUUAGGGAUUUAAAUGUUCCCUUUAGAACUCCUACCCUAAAUAUUGCUAUUGCAAUAGGCUGGUAGGCUGGUAGGCUAUUGCAAUUUGUCAAAUUAAAUUUAUAGCUAUUUACUUAUUGACUUGGCACUGUUGUACGAAUGUAAGUUUCAGUGUAAUUUUUGUAAAUUUGCUUUAUCGAUUGUAUUAUAUUAGUAUUGUUAGUCUGAAAGGAAACGCCGGUUACCAAUAAAAAUAUAACUUGUUGCUUAUUGAAGAUAUUAUGAAUAAUUUUAUAAAUUGUUAGUGAAGUUUACUAAAUGCUCUGAAUUUUAUUUGUAUGUAUGUAUACUGCAUGUUGCGUAAAUUAUUUCGUUUUUGGCGUCACAUUGCUGAUUGUCACGCAAAGUGGUCCGCAAAAGUGAUGUCGCAGUUGUUAAGUUUCAGAAUAUUACGCAAAUUAGAUAUAUUUUAUCAUAUUUUUGAGAUUUUAAACUAGAAAUUAAAUCUAAUAACUAGGAAUUAUACGAAAAAUUUUAAAUAUACAAGUGAUGUAAUCAUGCUCUCCAAAUUACUAAAUUAAGGAUAAUUUUAAAUCUGUGAUUUUAUUUUAUUUAUUAUUUUGGAAUCCUCAAAGAAUCUCGCAUUAUUUUCGUGAAAUCUCGCUAUCUUCGAAGAAUAUUGUAAUUGUUCAAACGUUCCUUUAAGUAUAGAUAGAUCUCUUAUAAUGUUACGAGUAUACAUUUAUCACAUAAUUUUACAUCUAUUAAGGUUCUAAAGAUUUUACUUGCGUUUUAUCUCAAUCCAAUAUCUAGAGUGCAUAGUGGUAUUAAAAAUAUACCAUAUUUUAAUUUUCUGUGCAUAAAAUCAAUUUAAUUGGUAACUAUACUUAUAAUAUUAUACUUAUAAUACUUUCUUUCAAUAACUCUGUCAUUACUAUACUCGUACCAAAUGCUGAGAAGAGAUGCUAUUUAACUUAUCAUAGAGUGGAUAAGUAAUAGAGAUUAUUACUUUUAUCUUUUGUACUUUUGAUACCUUUUAGUCGUUCAAAGGUCACCGAUUUACCUUGUCAAAAUGAAUUAAAUAACAAUAAAUUGAA
Plodia interpunctella (Indianmeal moth) is the source of this 2827-nucleotide messenger RNA. Its product is annotated as transcription factor hamlet-like. NCBI's taxonomy places the organism in Eukaryota, Metazoa, Arthropoda, Insecta, Lepidoptera, Pyralidae. Bases 305 to 1075 code for a protein of 256 amino acids. The record is from RefSeq and is a predicted model, not a curated record. The transcript has 3 exons.